This is a messenger RNA of Phyllostomus hastatus (greater spear-nosed bat), 2322 nucleotides long. RefSeq names its product heat shock protein family A (Hsp70) member 8 (gene HSPA8). Lineage: Eukaryota; Metazoa; Chordata; Mammalia; Chiroptera; Phyllostomidae. Gene Ontology annotation, biological process: vesicle-mediated transport; protein refolding; cellular response to unfolded protein. Gene Ontology annotation, cellular component: cytoplasm; cytosol; nucleus. Bases 156 to 2096 code for a protein of 646 amino acids. The record is from RefSeq and is a predicted model, not a curated record. The transcript has 9 exons. Gene Ontology annotation, molecular function: ATP hydrolysis activity; ATP binding; heat shock protein binding.
AGCAGGCUUGACGGGCAGUCGGCAGGGCGGGCCCCUUCUGGAAGGUUCUGCGGCAGGGUAUAAGAGACAGGGUGGCAGCCGGAAACCGGUCUCAUUGAACACAGGGGAGCUGUGCUGCUUUAGGUCUUUGCGGGCCGUGCGCGUACCAAGCAACCAUGUCUAAGGGACCUGCAGUUGGUAUUGAUCUUGGCACCACCUAUUCCUGUGUGGGUGUCUUCCAGCAUGGAAAAGUGGAAAUAAUUGCCAAUGAUCAGGGAAACCGAACCACCCCAAGUUAUGUCGCCUUUACCGAUACCGAACGAUUGAUCGGUGAUGCUGCAAAGAAUCAGGUCGCAAUGAAUCCCACCAACACAGUGUUUGAUGCCAAACGCUUGAUUGGAAGAAGAUUCGAUGAUGCUGUUGUGCAAUCUGAUAUGAAGCAUUGGCCUUUCAUGGUCGUGAAUGAUGCUGGCAGGCCCAAGGUCCAAGUAGAAUACAAGGGAGAGACAAAAAGCUUCUAUCCAGAAGAGGUGUCAUCUAUGGUUUUGACAAAGAUGAAGGAAAUCGCGGAAGCCUACCUUGGAAAGACUGUUACCAAUGCUGUUGUCACAGUACCUGCUUAUUUCAAUGAUUCUCAGCGUCAGGCUACUAAAGAUGCUGGAACUAUUGCUGGUCUCAAUGUACUUAGAAUCAUCAAUGAGCCAACUGCUGCCGCUAUUGCUUAUGGCUUAGACAAGAAGGUUGGAGCUGAAAGAAAUGUGCUGAUCUUUGACUUGGGAGGUGGCACCUUCGAUGUGUCAAUUCUCACAAUUGAAGAUGGAAUCUUUGAGGUCAAAUCUACAGCUGGUGACACUCACUUAGGUGGAGAAGACUUUGACAACCGAAUGGUCAACCAUUUCAUUGCAGAGUUCAAGCGCAAGCACAAGAAGGACAUCAGUGAGAAUAAGAGAGCUGUUCGUCGCCUUCGUACUGCUUGUGAACGAGCUAAGCGCACUCUCUCUUCCAGCACCCAGGCCAGUAUUGAGAUUGAUUCACUCUAUGAAGGAAUCGACUUCUAUACCUCAAUCACCCGUGCCCGAUUUGAAGAAUUGAAUGCUGACCUUUUCCGUGGCACCCUGGACCCCGUAGAGAAAGCUCUUCGGGAUGCCAAGCUUGACAAGUCCCAGAUCCAUGAUAUUGUCCUGGUGGGGGGUUCUACCCGUAUCCCCAAGAUUCAGAAACUCCUGCAGGAUUUCUUCAAUGGAAAGGAGCUGAAUAAAAGCAUCAACCCUGAUGAGGCUGUUGCUUAUGGUGCAGCUGUCCAGGCAGCCAUCCUCUCUGGAGACAAAUCUGAAAAUGUUCAAGAUUUGCUGCUGUUGGACGUCACUCCUCUUUCCCUUGGCAUCGAGACCGCGGGCGGGGUCAUGACUGUCCUCAUCAAACGCAACACCACCAUUCCCACCAAGCAGACGCAGACUUUCACCACCUACUCAGACAACCAGCCCGGGGUACUCAUCCAGGUUUAUGAAGGUGAGCGCGCCAUGACCAAGGAUAACAAUCUGCUUGGCAAGUUUGAACUCACAGGCAUCCCUCCUGCACCUCGUGGUGUUCCUCAGAUUGAAGUCACUUUUGACAUUGAUGCCAAUGGCAUCCUUAACGUCUCUGCUGUGGAUAAGAGUACAGGAAAAGAGAACAAGAUCACCAUCACUAACGACAAAGGUCGUCUGAGCAAGGAAGACAUUGAGCGCAUGGUCCAGGAAGCUGAGAAGUACAAAGCUGAAGACGAGAAACAGCGGGACAAGGUGUCUUCCAAGAAUUCACUUGAAUCCUAUGCAUUCAACAUGAAAGCAACUGUUGAAGAUGAAAAACUUCAAGGCAAGAUCAAUGAUGAGGACAAACAGAAAAUCCUUGACAAGUGCAAUGAAAUCAUCAACUGGCUUGAUAAGAACCAGACCGCAGAAAAGGAAGAAUUUGAACAUCAGCAGAAAGAGCUGGAAAAAGUCUGCAAUCCAAUCAUCACCAAGCUGUACCAGAGUGCAGGUGGCAUGCCAGGAGGAAUGCCUGGGGGCUUCCCUGGGGGUGGAGCCCCUCCAUCUGGGGGUGCCUCCUCUGGGCCCACCAUUGAAGAGGUUGAUUAAGCCAACCCUCUUGCAUUGAUUUAGCAUUGUUCCACAUAAAAUAUUGAAGGACCCAAAUUUGUAGCAAAUUCCAUGGCAGUUUUAAAAGUUGAGCUGCUGUAUAAUAAAACAGCAUUCUUGAUACUUGAACAUGGACUAUGUGCACAGGGAAAUAAUGCACUUUAUAAGCACUGUAUUGUAAAGUGGAAAAUGCGAUGUCUUAAAUAAACUAUUUAAAUUGGCACCA